Molecule: messenger RNA, 2582 nt
Organism: Marchantia polymorpha subsp. ruderalis
Lineage: Eukaryota; Viridiplantae; Streptophyta; Marchantiopsida; Marchantiales; Marchantiaceae
Source: the annotation of a GenBank genome assembly
UCGAUUCGUCGAUCGGGCAGCCAGCCUGAGCAUGCAAGAUUAAAAAAUUGCCCCACGACCACAACACGACCGGCGGCAUUGAAGAAUCCGAGCUCGAGUGAUUGAUUGAGUGAGUGAGAGUCAGAGAGAGAGAGAGAGCCCUUGCGCACCAACUGAUUGAGGUACAGGAGCACGAGUGAUCAUUCUCUCAAGGGGUCUGGUGUUGUUGUUGUUGUUGUUGGUGGUGGUGGAGGUGUGACCGACUGACUCAUUGAUCCGCUGACGCACGCUCUUACGCACCGCAGGCCAGCAGGAAAUUUGCACGCUCUUUUCAAAGGUCUGUCAACGGGACGGGACGGGACCGGUGCGGUCGGGUUGGCGCGGCGCCGAGAGCGAGCAUGGCUGGCAAACACUCGUAAAAGAGGCGGAGCGCGGUGGCGUCGAGCUCUCUGAUUGCUGUCGGGGGGCAAGGGAAUUUUCUAUCGUUUUUGCUCGCAGCUUUUUGCUUGGGAAGCAAGUCCUUUCGAUGGUGGCCGAAUGGCGCUGAUUCGGACCGGACGACGACGAAGACGACGACGACCGGGGCUCUCUUCUACUGGACCCGCGGGAUCGCUGCAGCAUUUCGCGUUGCGGUGAGGGGAAGCGAGAGAGGAGUGAGCAGGAGGCUGAGGCUGAGGCGUCGUCGACCUGUUGGCUUUCGCUGCUGCUGGACUGGCGAGCUCGCCCUCCUUCCGCGCUGGUUUCGCGUUCACGACACCUUUCCGGAUUUUGGUGUCUUGCUGAGUUCCCACAUGGGACUCAAUCGCCCGAUCGCACGUGUCGAUUGCGACCGGGAAGGCCCUUGCUUUGCGCUCCUCGGCGAUUCUGGGCUCACCACAUUGCAGCACUUUAAGGGGACAGGUGUUUGAAGCCAUAAUUGCAGGGCCGGAUGCGAGUCCCAGCCGCUGCAGCUCGGGGAGUGAGUGAGUAAGUGAGUGAGUGAGAGCAUUGAAUUCACGACGCGCGGAACGCAUCGACUUCGAUUUGCGAAAAUUCACGCGAAAUCUCCGAAAGUCGAUCGUCCGUGAAAGGAGCGGCAGUCGGAGAGGCCCGUGCCCGAUCCCACGGACUCGGAGGAACCACGGACUACAGCGAGAGACGAUGAGUCGCUUCUUCUGCUGCUGCGGGGGCCGGAGGCGAGGAGGCGAAGAUGCCAGUAAAGUGAACAAUCACAGCUCUGCCGAGUCCGACUUACGGUCCGAAAAUGGAGAGAGCGUAUCUUCAAAACAAAAUGGAGCGAGUGAACUCGGGGCCGACGCGAGGAAAUCCGGCGUCAGAGGCCCCAAGCCAGCCAAGGGCGCAAACCAGGGCGCCGUUCUGGUGGAAAUGUUCACCUCCCAAGGAUGCACCUCGUGCCCACCAGCCGAUGCGCUCAUCUCGAGGCUGGGAAGGGGUGAAGGAGACGACGUGAAAUUGGAGAAUCCCAUCCCGCUCGUGAUUUUAGCAUUCCAUGUGGAGUACUGGGAUUAUCUGGGAUGGAAGGAUCCGUUCGCCAGCAGCGCGUGGACGCUCAAGCAACGAGCUUACGGGCAAGCAUUGGAGCAAGAUAGGAUCUACACGCCCGAGGUCGUGGUCCAGGGUCGCAGCCAUUGCAUCGCUUCCAACGCGAGCUCCAUCGUCUCUUUAAUCCAAUCUGCCGAUCGCUUUCCUGCCCCGGAUGUCCAGGCCGUGUUCUCGAGGCCUUCGCCUUUGUUUCUGCAAAUUUCCCUCAGCGUGAGCCUGAAGUUCAAGGUGGAAGGUUACACGUUGGACGCGAUGCUGGCGAUUUAUGAGAAUGGGCUCGUCACGGACUGCAACAAGGGUGAGAACAAAGGCAAGCUUCUGACGAAUGAUUACGUCGUCAGGGGGUUACAUAAGGCUUGUUCUUUUCAAGAUUGGCCAGCGAAGAAGAUGAGUAGAGGAGAAGUCACUUUCCAACUUUGGGACGGAUUCGUGAAAUCAAAGUGUGGAGUUGCAGUGUUUCUGCAAAAUCCCGAGACCAUGGAAGUGUAUGGAGCGCAGCAGUUAGAGCUGCCAAACGAUAUCUAGAGUUAGAUAGAUAUAGCAGACGUAUAGAGAAGUAGAGUUAAUCGCACAGGCAUUGUUUAUAAUUCUGUUUAUUAGCUAGUUUCUGUCAGAUACUACUCGUCAGAGACUCUCACAUUGUUCUUAGACAUUAGCCGCAUGUAGACAUACACCCAAUGAUUUUCCUGCCUGCCAUUUCUCGAGUUUCCAGGAUGUCUAGUUCCUUAUUGGUUCCAGAUGUUCAGGGUCUGGAGAUUUACGAGUUUUAGUUGUGGCUCGGAAUGGAAGAUCAGGCCAUAAGAGUGUUACAGCAGAAUGUUACCUGUAUUAAGUUUCAUCGGAUGGGAUGGCGGGCAGAAGACACCCUCCUUCCUUCCUAAACCCUGGCAAAAAGUAGACUUCAAAAUAUUUCAGUGAUAUGAAACAUACUAUCAAUGUUAGUAAAAGCCAACCUCUGAAAUAUUCUCUACGAUACAACAGAAAUACUACACUGAUAACUAGAGCACGGACAGUUGUUAGUUGACAAACGCUCGGUUACUGGCCCCUUUCGAGAAAUCCUC